AUGGCAAAUAGUUUUAAAUUGAUAAUUAUUAUUGGUGGCGCAUUUGUGGCAUCGGCUUUUAUACUUUUUCUUUUGUCGAAUGGACUUGCUACAUGGAGUCAAACAAAGACCGAAUCGGGAGAGACAACGUUUGGACUCUGGCGGGUAUGUGAAUUCACGGGCGAUGAGAAUGAAACUCCAUGUUUUAAUAUAUUAUGUCCUUCUGAACACUUAAGCAGCAGCACUUGCGCUAAAAUUCGAGCUGCCGGUGUCUUUAUCGCGAUAACUUGCGUAUUUUCUGGUAUUUGUGGACUAUUAUGCAUUGUAUACUGUGCCAUGUCAGGCGACAAGAAACUUCGAAAAUUAAUUUUAACACAGAAAAUCCUUGCUUUGGCAAGUCUUGUUACUGGAAUGAUUGGCGUUGCACUAGGUAUUGCCGGUACGAUGGGUAUAUCAAGUGUUCCAAACCUAGAAAUAGGUGAUGCAGCAAUUAUCGCCAUUGCUGCAGUUGUUGGCAACUUGAUUGGAGCAGUUACGCUGGUGUUAGCGAAGCCAUACUUUUAA
This is a messenger RNA of Adineta ricciae, 543 nucleotides long. Lineage: Eukaryota; Metazoa; Rotifera; Eurotatoria; Adinetida; Adinetidae. The record is from the annotation of a GenBank genome assembly.